Eleginops maclovinus (Patagonian blennie) is the source of this 7366-nucleotide messenger RNA. RefSeq names its product SAM and SH3 domain containing 1a (gene sash1a). NCBI's taxonomy places the organism in Eukaryota, Metazoa, Chordata, Actinopteri, Perciformes, Eleginopidae. Gene Ontology annotation, molecular function: protein binding. The record is from RefSeq and is a predicted model, not a curated record. The transcript is spliced from 20 exons. The coding region runs from base 903 to 4982 and encodes 1359 amino acids.
GUGCGACAGGACUUACGUGCACUGUCACUUUGGAGUAACUUCGGCCAAGUCGGUGGGAAUCUUGUGACUCACUGUGUGUCCCGAAGCAGCGUGACAAGUUGGGAGAAGGGGAGGAAAAGCUCUCGCAUCACUAUUUUUAAAUGGGUACUGCGAGAUUUGGGGGGCGUGGACGGUAGAGGAGCAGCAGUGAGCAUGUUGGCUCCUGGCUGCAGCUCCAGUGUAGUGAUGUGCCGGGUGGAGGAACUGGACUACGCGUAGACUGAGCGGCUGUUGGACGCGGAACCGUGAGGUUGCCGUCAUUCGUCGGCAGCCGACUUUCUGUCAUUUUGAAGCCCGUUUUGUAUCAUUUGGAUUUAUUUAUUCAUUGCACUGUCGUUUUGCGAUACAGAGGACUACAAGGAAGCGGGAUCAUCCGUGAAAACGACGCAGCAGCUGCCGUGCGUAACGGACGAAAUCUGGGCAAGCAGCUAUUUGAAUGACAAUAGUUUGAGCAACGGCUAUCUUAUUUGUUAAAGAAAUCCUUAAUAUUCGGUUUGACUGUGCAUGGAAGCCUAAAUCAAUUACAUGCUAAAAUUACGUUUGGGAUUUGAAAUCCCAAGUGAAACUGAAGUGAUUCUAAUGUGUAAAUAUUGACAGGUGUUACAGUCAUACUGUCCGUCAGGCUGAGCCUUUAAUUCACUUAAAGCUCUGUUUUUAUGUCUGAAAACACUGCGGACAAAAGAGGUUUAGGUUAACAAACAGUAGGCAUGGAUAAUCCACGAAUGAUUUAAUGCGAUCACGUUUUCUUCCCUAAUACUCAAAGAUAGGAUAUGUUUUAGCGACCUUAUCAUGAGUUUGAAACGCCGCCUGGGAAAGUAACCAUUACUUCGCUCCGAGUUGUAGCCAAUCUGGCAACAGCCAACAUGACAAGCAACGGACCUGUCAUCGUUUUCGAGUGGCUGAAGACCCUCCAGCUUGCCCAGUACGUCGAGGCCUUUGUGGAUAAUGGAUAUGACGAUCUGGAGGUUUGCAAACAAAUAGGCGACCCCGACCUGGAUGCCAUCGGCGUCUAUAUGCCUCACCACAGGCAGAAGAUUCACGACGCGGUGAGAAGGCUAAAAGAUGAAGCCAAUGAGACGGCCAGUGGACUCUACUUCACCCUCGAGCCGAUGCCACCUGCAGCUGAGCUUUAUACCGGUCACCUGGUGGACCAGUACGAGUCCAAACUGCGGGGAUCCAAGUCAUGGACAGAGCCCAACAGUGAACGGCUUGGGCGCAACGGUGGGUACAUGGGCGCGCAGAGGAACCUGACGCUGGGCAACAGGAGGGAGCUGGUGAUUUACCCCAAGUUGAAGCUGAAGAUCAUGAUCAGGGAUAAGCUCAUCAGAGAUGGCAUCAACCUCUCGAAGCCACCCUAUUCUAAUAAGGAUGGUUCUCUGGGCAACAUAGAUGACCUUGCCGAGGAGUACUCUGAGUACUACAACACCUGCUUCAGUGACGUCAGUGACCGCAUGGAGGAGCUUCGCAAAAGACGAGUCUCUCAGGAGCUCGACAUGGAGAAACAGGAUCCAAGCAGCACAUCCCUUCAGCUUCGUACUGAGAUCCAGGAAUCAUUAGGCUUCAGCAGUGAGGUGUCCACUCCAGAAACAGACAGAAAAAUGCAGCUGCACAAAUCCAGCUCUGAAGAUGGAUCUGGAGGUAAAUGGGACAAUAAAAAGAAGAACAAAUCUUUUUGGCAGAACUUCCGCAAGUCUCAGCACAAACCAGUCAUGCGGCAGACAUCCAAAGGAGAAGACAUAGGCUAUGUGGCCAGUGAGAUCACCAUGAGCGAUGAAGAGCGAAUCCAACUGAUGAUGAUGGUGAAGGAAAAGAUGAUCACAGUUGAAGAAGCUCUAGCUCGGCUAAAGGAGUAUGAACUCAACAGACAGUCCAGCAGUACUGACACUGCUGAGUGGACUGAGGGAUCUGCAUCCAAUCUAAACCAGUCCUCAAACUGCAACUCUCGUGAACAGUCAGACGAUGAGCAAUCUGAGGACUCUGUGAAGUUCAAACGACUUCACAAGCUGGUUAACUCUACUCGCCGGGUCAGGAAAAAGCUCAUCAAGGUGGAGGAGGGCAAGAAACAUGGCUCUGAAGAUUUUCUGAAUCUGGGGGCACCUCCCACCUGUGAGAACAACACAGCUCUGUACACAGGGGUCCUAAAGAGGCCCCCUCUGCCUCAGGAGAUCUCCCUGCCCUCCCUCGGCCAGGAUCAACUCUCUCAAGAUGGAGAUACAGACAGCCUGACCAACUCCCCCUCCUCCAGCAGCCUGGACACUUGGUCCGGACACAAGCUGGUCAAGACCUUCAGUAAAUCUUCCAGUACCCACGGUCUUAUCCGGCCCCCCAAGAGAACCCCAGUCGGCUCUGCAGGUCUGGAAGACUCCAACUCGGGCGUAGGAGGCAGUGGCUCUUCCUUUUCAGAGCUGGAUGGCUGUGGAUUGGACGAAGAAGGAAAGCUGUCACGCUCCACAACCGACAGCGAGAUGCGGAAGGCUCUGAACUCCAUCUCCCAUGGGAGAACGUGCAGCUUCGGGGGCUUUGACCUGUCUAACCGUUCGCUCCAUGUGCUCAACGCAGGCUCAGAGGCCAAUAAUAAAGAUCAGGAGGCCAUAUACAGAGAAGUGGUCAAAUCCCCCACCACGUCUCGGAUCUCACUGGGCAAGAAGGUCAAAUCGGUCAAGGAGACGAUGAGGAAACGCAUGUCGAAGAAGUACAGCAGCUCCUUUUCUGAGCAGUCUAGUCCGGAUGGAGCCCCUGGCUCACCUCAGCCCCCUCAGCCUGACACAGACUCUCUGGAGAAGCCAAAGCUUAAGGCCGGAGGAUCGGUGGAAAGUCUGCGAAGUUCACUCAGCGGACAGAGUUCAAUGAGUGGUCAGACAGUGAGCACCACUGACUCAUCAGCCAGUAACAGAGAAAGCGUGAAGUCAGAGGAUGGUGAUGACGAAGAGCCGCCUUACAGAGGGCCGUUCUGUGGCCGCGCCCGAGUCCAUACAGACUUCACCCCCAGCCCCUACGACUCAGACUCCCUCAAACUGAAGCGCGGUGAUGUGAUUGACAUCAUCAGUAAGCCACCCAUGGGAACGUGGAUGGGUCUGCUGAACAACAAAGUGGGCACCUUCAAGUUCAUCUACGUGGACGUGCUGAGUGAAGAGGAGGAGAAACCCAAGAGGCCUGUAAGGAGAAGGAGGAAGGGCCGACCCCCCAAGCCCACAUCAGUGGAGGAUUUGCUGGAGCGCAUCAACCUCAAGGAGCACAUGCCCACUUUCCUAUUUAACGGCUACGAGGACCUGGACACGUUCAAGUUGCUGGAAGAGGAGGACCUGGAUGAGCUGAACAUCAAAGAUCCUCAGCACAGAGCCGUGCUGCUCACCGCUGUAGAGCUGCUACAGGAGUAUGACAGCAGCAGUGAUCCAGAGCGCAGCGGCCUGUCGGGCUCCCAGGAAAAGCUGCUUUCUGAGGGCCGGGGCCUUGUGGGAGACUCCCCGCGAGACUCCGGGUGCUAUGAGAGCAAUGAGAACCUGGAGAAUGGUAAGAGCAGGAAGGCCUCUCGUUCCAGUCGUUCUUCAGCCGGCCUCCAUUCUCCCGACUACCCCACCCUGCCCAUGACCCUUUCAACAGAAGCUCUGCAGCAGAACAACAAGAACCAGCGCAAGUUCCCAAAAAACUUUUUCAUCAAACCCUCCCUGAAGGGCUUCAACCUGCUAGGUCUGCAAAAAGCCCAAAGACGGUCCCUCAUCCCGGCCAGCCGCAGCUGUGAGGACCUGGACGGAACCCUACAGACCACUGCACCCUGGAAGCGCUCCCACUCUCUGGGGGAUCUGCACUGGGAGCAGAACUUUGAGCAGAAGGAUCUGUGUGUGGAGCUUAACAGUGCCAAGAAAGAACCAAAAUUAGGCAGCAGUAGCCCCACCAAGGCCUGCAGAGACAAGGGUUCCCCAGCUCAGAACAGGGCUCCAACAGUGAGCCCAAAAGGAAGGGUCAAGAGACCACCCCUGCCCUCACAGCUGCCUCUUCGCCCCCCUUGUCCCCCAACCCAUACCCGCAGUCCUCCAGAGCUCCUCUCCAGUCCUACUCCAAGUCCCCCUGAGUCUAAUACAAGUGGGGAGAGGGUGAUCCGGACUCACGCCAAGAAGCCUCCAGUCCCUCCUCCCGUUCCCGCUAAGAAGUCUAGGGAACGAAUGGCAAACGGACUACGUCACCCCCCUCUCUCCCUGCCCUCUUCCCCAUCACCCACUCCCUCCCCUACCCACUCCCUCAACCGUUCUCACCCCAGUAGCCCUAUAAUCCGCAGCAGCAGCGGCAGCCCAAGCUUCGGGGCGCCUGCUCUGCCUGCUAAGAGCCCGAGCACCCCCGCCAGCCCCUGUGCCACCUCAUCCUCCUCAUCCAUGGGUGAGGACUCAGGCACCCCACCAGCAGUGCAGCCUCCCUGGUUAUCAGACCUUGGUGGCAAGGUGGCUGUUGCAAGGAAGAUCUCCCAUGCCAAGAUGGGUCCUGACCUGCUUACCCUCCUGGAACAACGGCUGGAGGCUGAGGGCAUCGAUCUUACCGAGGAGCCCUACUCUGAUAAGCAUGGCCGGUGUGCCAUCCCCCAGCCGCUGGUGCAGCGUUACUCUGAGGACUUGGAACAGCCUGUGAAGGAUGUGGCCUCCACCAUGGACCAGCUCAGGGUCAAAGAGCUCCGUAAACAACACCGCAUGGCCAUUCCUUCUGGAGGUUUGACUGAAAUGUGCCGGAAGCCUCUGCCCUCAGCUAACAUCAGCACUAUUUCUGAUUGGCUCACCUCCAUCGGCCUUCCCAUGUACGCUACAUCUCUGGCGGCGGCGGGAAUCGACACGCUGAGUGGCGUUGCCUUGUUAACUGAGAGCAGUCUGUGGGAAGCAGGGGUGCGAGAUGAAAGGCACGCUCGCCGGCUGGUCAGUGAGGCCCGAUUGGUCGGCUCCCACAGAGAGGUGCAGUCCUAACAUGCUGGUGGAGUCGUUUAAAAUAACAGGUAUCAACUCACUGGUCAGCAUCUUUUUUUUUUAAAACAUGGUCAAUAUGCGGCCGAAGAGAAAUCGGCCACAGGACUCGCAGAUCGAACGAGUGACCACAGCAUUGCAGUACUUCCUGUCUCGCAUGUGUCAAAGAUUGAAAGUGAGCCUCCCUGCUCGCUUAUUCUCUUUAUCACUUUUUUCUCAAAUGUUUACGAAACUGAGGAGACUCUUACAGCCAAGACAAGAUAUUAGAUGCCUUUUUAAAGAAGACUGUAGACUCUGUGGGAUGGUUUCCUUUCUGAAGACACCCCCUAACGUCUUAAAAUAAAGACUUGGAUCUGCCUUGAAGGAAGAUAGCACACUCUUUUGUAGGAUGGAUGUUUUUUAACUACAGAAAGACGUUUAACUUCCUGCUUAUUUCAUAAGUGCUUCGUUUUUAUCUUUUGUGGCGAGGCAACGUUAUCUGACGGUCUUUAAAGGAAGUAGCUCGGCCAAAGUGAUUUACUCCUCAUUCAGCGUUUCAUUCGCACUAAUAGAUUCACUUAAUAUCUGGACUUUUAAUAAACUAAAUACACACACCAAACUAUGAAUAACUGGUGGUUUUGAGAUGGCUUAUUUUGAAUCAUGUUUCUGUAUUAUAGCAUAACGCAUAUCUUCAUUUUAAAAUGAUUUAUAUGUUAAACAUUUUGUUUGCCUUUUGAAUGUUGCAGCCUUAUUUUGAGGCCCGCUCUCAGUCAUUUCUAAGCUGAAACUGCUGACAUCACAGCUUUAUAUUUCAUUUUAUAUUAAAAGUCCUAUCUCACUGCAUAUCUUGGAUGCGCAGCCUCACGAUCAGCUUUCCCAGUAACAAAACUUUCCCUGUGUAUCCAAGGACAUUUUAAGUUGCCUUACCAUUAUGAAUGAAAAGUUUCAUUAACCCAUGUAUAGUAUCGACUAUACCACCAGGCUGAACUGUGCUUAAAAGUUCACGCCUUUUUGUUCUGAAUGUGACCAGAUCACAUCAGCAACACACAUGGAUGUGGACCACAAAACAUGCCUCUGAUGGAUCGUGGUUUCAAGACCACAUGACAAAAAAAAAAAAGGCAUGACAUACACGUCGCACCAUGUUAAUCACAAAGUCAGUGUUCAUGCUCCAUGCAGAGGGUUGUGGGAUGAGAAAAUUGAAAUGUUCCAAAGGCAUUUCGGCUGUCAUAUCUGGAAUUUAUUGUACUGUCUACUCUUUGGUUACAGUGUUGAACAUUUUGAUUUAUAGCUUGAAAAUAAUCUGUUUGGGACUUUUUAAACCAAUUAUACUGUAGCUAUAAUACAUGUCUGGAAUUCUUUAUUGGAACACAUUGAGGAUACAUGUAGUUGUAUCAGGUGGAAAAAUGACCUCCAAGGCCAGCAUUAACCAUGAUACUAAGUAGUUUCUUAAAUCAGGGAAACAGUGUGUCAGGUCAGCCUGCUACAAAAAGUUUGGGCUAAAAACUGAUAACAAAACCAACCACAUUCGUAUCGCUCUUCCAUUUCACCCUGCAUAAAAUGGAGCUAACGUGUUUUUUUAAUUUCUAACAGCAAAGUUCUUUCAUGGUAAGAACUGACCUGAAGAUUUAUUCCAUGCAGUUCAAAAUUAAAACUUGACCAAGUGGUGUUUCUAAAUUUAGAGUAUGUUUUUUUGUUGCAGUGGGCACUUGAUAGCUAGAUGUUUGAUGCCUUUUUAUUUCUUCAAUCAAAAGUGGUGCUCUGAAAAGCGUGGGUGGGGGUCAUUUUCUUUUAAAAGUGAGAGACUCAAGAAGUGUUUUGUAAAGAAUGAAAAUACUGACACUGUAAAUGCACUUUAGAGGGUAAAUCUAGCUGUUUUGUAGGCAGAAUUGGCUACAUUUUGUUCACAGGUCCAUAAAUGGACAUUUGUUGUCAGGUAUUUCAAAGGGUUUCAGUAGGAUAUGCUGGUAUUUUAUUUUAGUUUUGAGUUCCCAAUGCCAAGUUUGCUAACAUCCACGGGUUAACCAUUUCCAGUUACUCACUUCCAGUUUGUUUUUGCAGUCUUCUUAAAAAAUAAAUGAUUAAUUACAUAUAUGAAAUGCUUUGCAAAACCUGCACAUUCUGUAUAUGUAAUUGAUAUUUAUAUAACUUAUUUUUGCUUUUCUUUUUUUUUUCAUAUUGACUGUAAUUAGCUGUACUAUAUGAAUAGCAAUACCUUCCUGCAAAAUGCAUAUUGCUUUAGCCAGUGAGGAACUACAGUAUGUAUUGUAAAAUAUGUGUACAAAUUAUUUUAUUUGGUUUUCAUCUACCUAAUGAUUGUCCAUACAGAUUUGCUUGUGUAUUGAAACAACAAAAGUAAUGUCCAUAACUAUGUCAUUCUGAAAUAUAAUAAAAAACUGUUUCUUGCCAUA